UUCAUCAACUUCAACUGGACGGCCAGACUGUUAGAUAAUGGCCUUGAUAUGGAUCUCAUCAAUUUCAACUGGACGGCCAGAUCGUUAAACAUUUUUCAGUGAAAAAUCAUCAGAACGAAAUUUGGCAAACCAAUUUUGACACUGCUAUUCUUUCAAGGUUUCAUUCCCAUAUACGGCACGUAACUUCUUGUGUGCUUGCGAUGCGUUCUUGCCUUUUCGGAAAUAAUACAAUAAAAUAUGUCUGAAAUGCACGUCUUGCUCUUUCAUUUUUAAAUUGGGGUAAAAACAAAACUAAAUAACUAAUCGAUACAAUUUUUUUACUAAAUUAAAGGUGGAAGUCCAAACAACAUAAACGCAAUACAGGUUAGGUGCUUUGAACACGCUGACAAAACAAAAAAAUGUGCUAAGACCACCUAUUGACAAAAUCCGCAUACCACUUAAUUGCCAAACCAAAUUAUCAUAAAAAAACAUAUGAAUCCUCUAACGUAUGUAUAUACAGUCUGUUCAACGAGACGAGGCAUUAAACUUAAAAUUUGAUUGCUACGACUGCAAUAGCUGCCGACUAGUGAUUAGUAACUAGCGUCGACAGAGUUUCACUAGUCGGCAGCCAAUAAUUGGAGUCACAACGUCAUAUUUUGUUUAAGUUUACUCUGGUCUCGUUGAAUGGGCUAUAGUAUUCUAGUAUUUAUAGUGACUUUAUCUAUACUCAUAAUCAUGGCGGGUUUUGUAAGUAGCGUAUUUAUAAGUUUAGUCUACAAGGAUAAAAACUAAAAAGAAUUAUUUUGUAUAAUAUACAAGCAAUAAUUAUAUCUCUGCACUUUUACGAUUAAAGAAUUUAAUUUAUUGUGGGAUAAAAUGCUGUCAGUUGUUCUGAAGUCUGUAUUUGGUUAUGAUGAUUUUAAAAGUGAUAUUCAGAAACAAGCAACCACUGCUGUUUAUAAAGCCAAACAAGAUGUAUUUGUGUGUAUGCCAACUGGAUCUGGGAAAUCACUUUGUUUUCAAUUGCCAGCUUUAAUGAAAGAAGAUAAAAUCACAAUUGUUUUUUCACCAUUACUAGCUUUAAUAAAGAAUCAAGUUGACUUUUUAAUAAGUAAGAAAGUUAAUGCAAACUCAUUGAAUUCAAAUACAUCCACUAAAGAAAGAAAUGCAAUAAUGAAAGAUUUAGCAUCUAAUUCUCCAAAAAUCAAAUUAUUAUAUGUUACUCCUGAAAUGGGCGCACAGCAACAUUUUCAAGCCACAAUAACAAGAUUGAACAAAAUAAAAGCAUUAUCUUAUUUUGUUGUUGAUGAAGCCCACUGUUUGAGUCAGUGGGGUCAUGAUUUUAGACCUAGUUAUAGAGAAUUAGGAAAAUUUAAAAAAUUAUGUCCUAAUAUUCCCAUAAUUGCAUUAACAGCUACUGCUGCAAAAGAGGUGAAAGAUGAUAUACUCCAAUGCUUAAAUAUGAAAAACCCUGCCAUAUUCUCAGUUCCUGUAUUUCGACCUAAUCUUUAUUAUGAUGUAUGGUUUUUAGAAAUAUUAGAUAAGCCAUUUGAACAUUUAAGAAAUUUUGUUAUAGAAGCUCUUGAUUCUCAAGAUAAAUCCAUUCCAAAAGCCAAAAAAAAUUGUGGCAUUAUUUAUUGUAGGAAAAAAGAAGCAACUGAAAUAAUUGCACAUAAAUUAUCCAGUUCUGGUAUACCUGCUCUAGCCUAUCAUGCAGGUUUAAAAAAUCAAGAACGUAAUGAGGUUCAAAAUAAAUGGACAUCUGGUGAAGUACCUAUUAUUGCAGCAACAUGUAGUUUUGGGAUGGGUGUAGACAAGGGCUCUGUUAGAUUUGUAGUGCAUUGGACAGUUCCUCAAAAUAUAGCAGCAUAUUACCAAGAAUCUGGUAGAGCUGGCAGGGAUGGUAAACCAGCAUUUUGUAGGAUUUAUUUUAGUAAUAAAGAAUAUUCAGCUAUUGCAUUUCUUAUUAAAGAAGAAAUCACGCGAAAAAAGUCUGAGCUUGUAAAAUUAAAUUGGAAAAAUUUUGAAAAAACUGUUUCUUACUGUCUUGAAGCAAAAUGUAGACAUGCAGUGUUUUCUAAAUAUUUUGGAGAUAAUCCACCUCCAUGCAAAGAUAGGUGUGAUGUAUGUAAAAAGAAAGAUGCUGUUCAAGAAAGAAUAUCAAAGUUUGAAAUGUGUCAAACUAGAUCACAAUCUCAACCUAAGUCCAGUAGCAAUUUAGAUGGUAUUGCUUUACCAAAGUAUGAUGUUGAUGAAAAUGAAUAUGGAGGGAGAUUAGACUCAAGGGAAAAAUUAUUAGCUGAAAGUAAACGGGAAACAAAAGAAUUAAUUGAAAAACAGUUUGCUAUUCGGAGAAAUAAUAAUAAAAGCGUCGAGUUAAAAAAACAAAAUCGUGAAGAUGCUAAACAAUCUCAUGUACGUGCACCUGAAAGUACUGAUAUAAAAAUAAAAGGUUUAGCUGUGCAAAUUCGUGAACAUUUCUACAAUCAAUUGAGAUCAGCCUUACUGGAUAAUUAUGAAGCGGUUUUUCCUGAAUCUAAAGGACAAAUUCAAGAGACUGAUAUGCAUGAUUUAGCAUAUGAUCUUGAAUAUAAAGAGUUAUGCAGCAGUAAAAUUGCAAAUAAAUAUAAAUUUGAUAUGUCUAAAUUGAUUUCUUCGAUACGGAAAUGUACCAGUUCUAAUACGUUACAUGAACAUUUACGCGAUUUUAACGCAAAGAGUAAACAAAAUAAGCGACUAGAAUAUUUUAAUGAAUAUGAUAAAGAAAGAAAUAAUAGUCAUUUAGAACAUGACACAGAAGAUAAGUUAAGUAAACAAGCAAAUAAAAAUAUUUUAUGCCCUACAUUUAAGACUGCUCUAGAACUAAAAAAAAGCGAAAAAAUAUUGGAAAACAAGCCUAUUAAUAAGAAAAAUAUAUUCGAGGCAAGUAUUUUACAAGACGAUAAUAAAGAUAUCAAUAUGAUAGAAUCAAAAGACAAUGUUAGUAAAAAUUGCUUCCCUUUUACUGAAGAUGUGGUUGUUAAAAAUAGUUAUCUCACAAAAAAAGACAGUGAAAAAGCUAUAACACAACAUAAGACUACUGACUUUCAAGCAUUAAGUGGUUUCACAUGCGCUCGAAAGAUUCACGAAGAAAUGUUAUUAAAGGAUCACAAAAAGUCACGAAAAUUUUCGAAAGAACCCGCAAAGGAAAGUCCCAAAACUAAAAAAGCAUCUCCCGCAAGUAAAUCAGUUUAUGAGCAAAUUUUGCAAUCUACAAAAUCAAAUUCUGUUGUAGUUAUAGAAGAUAAUGAGAGUAACGGUAGCACUAAUAUCGAGGUUGAAAAAGAAUCAAAAUGUCAAAAUAAAAAGAAACGUAAAGAUGUAAAUUUAUUUGAAAGUAACGUAAAUACAAAAUUGAAUAAAAAGGUGAAGUUUGAAGAAAAAAGAUGUUCUGCAAUUAACGAGGAAAAGGUUACCAAUACUGAAGACAUUGAAAUAAAUGAAAUCUUUAGCGAUAAAAAUAAUAAAAUUAAUCAUGAAAAAAUUGAAACCAAAGACAUUAAAGAUAAAAGAAUAUUUACAACAAUAGAAGAUAUAGAAAGAAAAGAAAUGUCAGAACAGGAAAGCAUAAUAGUUGAACAUGUAGAAAUAAAAAAAUGUUUGCAAGAGAAACGUGAUAGAAAAGACCAUUUAAAGCAAUACACAGAUAAAGAUAAAAAGAAACUUGUACCUGCAGAUAAAGCUACACAAUUUAAAACUGUAAAAAUUUUAAAAUCAUACUUAAUGAAGUAUUACCCAUCUGAACGUAUCCCUGAUCGAACGGCAUUUUCAAAAAUAUGUAGAGAAAUGCAUUAUACUCUCCUUGGAAAAAAGAUAUUUGAUAAAGAGGGAAUACAACAAUUUGUUGCAAAAUAUAUGACACAGAAUUAAUAGCCUUUGUCACAAGUGUCCAUUUGAAUAUUAUAAACAAUUACACAAAUUUUGUAUAUAUACCUGUAUAGAUAUGAAAUCAUAAUUUGAUUUAAGAAAAAUUUUUUAUUCAUUAUAUAUAUUUAUAUCGGUAUUGUACUUGUAAAUUAAAACUCGAAUUUCUUAAGUGUA
Bombus impatiens (common eastern bumble bee) is the source of this 4059-nucleotide messenger RNA. Its product is annotated as ATP-dependent DNA helicase Q5. Gene Ontology annotation, cellular component: chromosome; cytoplasm. Gene Ontology annotation, molecular function: 3'-5' DNA helicase activity; four-way junction helicase activity; ATP binding. NCBI's taxonomy places the organism in Eukaryota, Metazoa, Arthropoda, Insecta, Hymenoptera, Apidae. The record is from RefSeq and is a predicted model, not a curated record. Gene Ontology annotation, biological process: double-strand break repair via homologous recombination. Bases 856 to 3888 code for a protein of 1010 amino acids. The transcript is spliced from 13 exons.